This is a messenger RNA of Lolium perenne, 1724 nucleotides long. RefSeq lists its product as uncharacterized. The record is from RefSeq and is a predicted model, not a curated record. Lineage: Eukaryota; Viridiplantae; Streptophyta; Magnoliopsida; Poales; Poaceae.
CUGCAAGGCUGCCACGACCAAGAUCGAGGAGCAAACUGCAAAACCCUCUCCCCUCCCGGCCGGCGUCGCGUCCACCAAGAUGUCGCUGCGCCGCCUGCUUGCUUUCUCCGGUCGCCUCCACCGUUCCCUAUGCACGGCCGCCACGCCUCCACCGGAUUCGGGUCGGGGGCUCUGGACGUGGUACAUGCUCGGGAAGAUGACGGCGGCCAUGGGGCCGUCGCCGAGCCCAUGCGUGAGCUUCGUCGGUCCUCCCCGCGUCUCCAAGCUAUACAUGCCCCUGAACCUCUCCAACGCCAGCGGCCUCACUGAGCCCGACCCCGAAGGCGACGUCGUGCGGGUCUCGGUCGGCCAGGCCUGCGCCGCCAGCCAGGACGGCCUCCUCCUCCUCAGCUGCCAAGACAUCCUCGUCACGGCCCCCAUCCUCGCCAAGCAGGGCGGCCACAAGGUGCGGGAUAUGACCGCCGCCGCCGACCCCGACAGCGUCCGCCUCGCCAGCAUGGCGCACGUCGUCUUCAACCCUCACACCGGCAGGCAGUGCCGUCUCCCGCCCAUCCAAGGCCCCAAGAGGAUCUUGGCUGGGUUCCACCUGGGCAUCCUCACCCAGCGCGGGCCACCGGAAAGGUACGCCGUCGCCGAGCUGGACGGGAACGCCAACGUGAUGCUCCGGUUUCUCCCGGAAACAGGGGAUUGGGAUCUCGUCAACUGCUCCCCGUUCCAGCUCCCGGCUCAGCGGCGAAUGGUGCCAACCCAGGAGGUUGUGCCCUUCCGAGGCUACCUGUGGUGGGUGGACGUGACCUGGGGCGCCAUCUGCGCCGACCCGUUCAGCGACCGGCCGGAGCCUCACUUCAUCGAGCUGCCCAGCGGCAGUGUGCUCCCUGCAGACACACACGACCAAGUGCUCCGCCGCCCAAGGAGCCCGCUGCCUGACGCCGAGGGCAACGCGUGGUGGAUGCAGGCGCCCGCAAUGUACCGCCGCGUCGGGGUCAGCGGCGGCUGGCUUCACUACGUCGAGGUGUCUGAGGAGGAGCCCUUCGUGCUCAGCUCCUUCGCACUCGACGCCGACGGCAGCGGCUGGACGCUGAACCACCGGGUGGCGCUCAGCCCGCUCUGGGCGGAUGGUGGCUUUCCAUGGCUACCCUUGCAGGGGGAGACCAGACCCAAGAUUGGCGUUCUUGAUCUGGCCAGAGACGAUGUAGUGUACCUCACUGUUGGCCAGCACAUGGUCGUCGUGGACAUUCAAAGGGGGGAGGUUGUCGAGCAUUGUCCGCUUGAAGGCGGCGACGUCUGCAUUUUACCAUGUAUGCUUACCUCGUGGCUUUCAGGAUCUCCGAUACCUUCGGCAGGAAAGAGUGAUGUCACAGAAAAGAAUACAUUGGCAGAUGUUCUGGUUCGGUCAGACAGAGUCCAGAAGAAAUGAAGGAUGUGCAAGGAUGGUACAUUGGCACCCCUGAGCAAGUUCGCCAAGAUGAUGUUUCUUCAGGCUCCUGUUGAUGGACAGAGUGUUGCUCUCUUGGGUGAACUGUAAUAUGAUAUAGAGCUGGCUUAUAUUUUUUUUGUGAUAGUUGCUUGGUAGUAGCUUGAUUUUCUUCACUUAGCUCAAUCGCUUGGUAGUUGUAAUGUCGGUCUGUUGUUUUCUUCAUGAGCUGACAUCUCAACUAUCAAACUGUUUAAUCUCCUGCACCAACUCUGAAUGCUGAAAUCGAACCUAUCGCUGACCUUGUUUA